Molecule: messenger RNA, 4660 nt
Organism: Gryllus bimaculatus (two-spotted cricket)
Lineage: Eukaryota; Metazoa; Arthropoda; Insecta; Orthoptera; Gryllidae
Source: the annotation of a GenBank genome assembly
GUGGAGAAUGCUGGAUGAGAGGGAGCGUGGACUAUUGAAUACAAAGAGGGUGGCCGAGAGCGGGCCUGAAUUUUUAAUAGAUUGUGCUAACUGAAAAUAAAAUAGCGUUAAUAUGAUAAAAAAAAUUCAUUUUUGGUAUCAGAGUUGACUUUCUUACAUAUUUAAGAGAAUUAAAGCAAUGAAGAGGGUGCAAUCUUUUUUUACUGUUUCCCGCCAGAAAUCGAGGCUCGUAUGAAAGAGGUGUGGAAGUUCAGAUUCACAACGCGUGCGAAAUCUGUGAGAUCUGUCAACCCUUCAACAUAAUUGAUGGUACAAAGUGUUGUGUUUGGGGUGUAAUUUUGUAACUGAAAGAGGGAGUACUGUUGUGAUUGACAAUGUCCCAAAAAAAUACUUUAUUUAAUUAUUUUGUGUCUCCGGCUCGAAAGAACAAUGAACUGGGCUCGCCUAAAACUACCCCUGAUACGAACAAAGAUACGAAAACUCCCAAAAGUAAAUUAAAGUCACCGUCUACGCCAAGAAGUAACAAAGUUACUCCAACAUCAUUAAGUGUCAAUAAGAAAAGUAGCAAGGUUUCGGAAAAAGCAUUUGAAAUAUGUGAUGUUGUGUGGUCCAAGCUUCAUGGAUAUCCAUGGUGGCCAAGUUUAGUGUGCAACCAUCCAAAAUUGCUCAAGCACAUUAAAGGAGAUUCAAUUCAUGUCCAAUUCUUCGAUGAUCCACCUACAAGAGCAUGGGUGAAAAGAGCUUUCAUUGAACCAUACAAAAAUAGUGCUGAUAAAACUGCUCCAAACAGAGAUGCUGCUAAGUGGAAAAAUGCUGCAUCAGAAGCUGACAAGGCUCUUGAAAUGUCUGUAGAAGCUCGUAAAAAAUUGAUUGUUGCAUUCUCUGAUCAGGAUGGAAGUGAAGAAGAUGAUGCUUCAAUGGAUGUUGAUACUGAUGAUGAAGCUGUGUUGAAUAGUUCUGGAAGCUCUGCAAAUGAUGCUGACAAGGAAAACCAAGAAGCUCCACCCCUUAAAAAAUUGUUACUUGAUGCAGACGACUCCGAAGAUGAUUACAAACCCGUUCACGAUGAUUUGAAUGAUGCAUCUGAUUCAGCCAGUUCAGGAGUUAAUUCUGCUGAUGAAGCUUUCAGUGGAGAAGAACCUGAAGAUUCCCCUGUGAAAAGGAAGAAGAAAUCAAAAUCUGAUCAAGCUGUUAAAAAACAGAAACUGACUUCUGGUAAACCUGUGGUUGUUCUACCCAGACCAUCCCUUGCAAAAGAAACUGUGUCAAAACCAAUAGAAAAUAAAAAUGAAGGAUUUCAAAAUGAUUGGGCUCAUUUGAAGUAUGAAUUUCUCAAACCUCAUAAAAUACGAGAUGGAAAUCGUAGAAGCCCUGAAGAUCCAGAGUAUAAUGCAAGAACGGUAUAUGUGCCUGAAGAUUUCAAGAAGAAUUUAAGCCCUGGUAUGAAACAGUGGUGGGAUAUUAAGGCACAAAAUUUUGAUUGUGUUCUUUUCUUUAAAGUUGGAAAAUUUUAUGAAUUAUAUCAUAUGGAUGCUGUAACAGGAGUUAAUGAAUUGGGUUUAAUUUAUAUGAAGGGUGAAUUUGCUCAUUCUGGCUUUCCAGAAAUUUCUUACGCACGUUUUUCAUCAGCUCUUGUUGAGAAAGGUUUUAAAGUUGCUAGAGUUGAACAAACGGAAACUCCUGAUAUGAUGGCGGAACGUUUGAAAGGAGCUUUUCGGGCUACAAAGUUUGACAAAGUGGUUAAAAGAGAAGUGUGCCAAAUCACUACUAAAGGCACAAGGACAUUUAGCGUGAUUGAUGGAGAAGCUCAGGAAGCUUCCUCUCGUUACUUGUUGGCAUUGAUUGAAAAGGAACUUGAUUCCAAUAGAAGCUCAUAUGGAGUUUGUUUCAUUGAUACAUCAAUUGGCGUCUUCAAUAUUGGACAGUUUUCAGACGAUAAAUUCUCCUCGCAGCUGAGGAUGUUGAUUGCUCAUAAUCCUCCUGUUCAGGUCUUGUAUUUGAAGAAAUCUAUAACUGAUCGAACCCAACAGUUGCUGAAUAGUGUUCUCACUAAUGUUUUGAAGGAACCUCUUUCAAAAUCAGAAUUUUGGCCUGCAGAUAAAACACUAAUGAAAUUAGCAGAAGGAGAUUAUUUCCCAAAGAAGGAAACUGGCGGUGUUGGUUGGCCUGAAGGAUUGAAACAAUUUUUAAGUGAUGCUGAUUCUGUUGGUUUAUCUCCUCGGGAUGAAUAUUCACUUGCUGUCAGUGCUUUAGGAGCAGUUAUUUGGUAUUUACAAAAGUGUCUUUUGGAUCACCAGUUAUUAGCAAUGGGUCAGUUUGAAUUAUAUGUUCCUAGUAGUUCAUCUGACUCCUCAAAGGCCCCUGUGAAAGAAAUAAUGCCUAAACAUAUGAUUUUAGAUGGCAUCACUCUGAAAAAUUUAGAUGUUUUGGAAUGUCCUGGAGGACAAGAAGGUGCACUUUUAUAUCACUUGGAUUGUUGCUCUACAAAAUUUGGAAAAAGGUUGCUGCGGCAGUGGAUAUGUUCUCCCCUUUGUAAUAUUGAGUCCAUUAAGUCUCGUCAAGAAGCAAUUUCUGACCUUCGUGAUAAUUCUUCUGUAGUAAAAGAAGUUCGAGAAAAGUUAUCACAGUUACCAGAUCUGGAGCGUUUACUUACGAGCAUACAUGCACAAGGUAAUGCUGUUCGCUCUAAAACUCAUCCUGAUAGUCGGGCUAUAUUUUAUGAAGAUCAAGUAUAUUCAAAACGGAAAAUACAAAAUUUCAUAGCAACGUUGAAUGGUUUCAGAUCAUCUAUGGAAAUUAUUGGUGUAUUCCAAGAUGACAAUCUAGAAAUAACAUCAAAAUUGUUAUUUCAAUGUGUUAAUACUCCUGAUCGUGAUGGUGGAAGAUUUCCUAAAAUUGAAGAGUCUCUUAACUUUUUUUAUUCAGCAUUUGAUCAUGAAACUGCAACCAAAGAAGGCCGAAUUGUUCCUAGUGCCGGUGUUGAUCCGGAAUAUGAUAAUAUUUUGGAAGAAGUUGAAAGAGUCAAUGAUGAGUUACAAAAGUAUUUGGAAGAACAAAGGAAAUAUUUUGGAUGCAAAGUCACCUAUAUUGGCAGUGACAAGAAACGUUUCCAGUUGGAAGUACCUGAAGCAGCUGCUAGAAAAGCAGGAAAUGACUAUGAAUUGCAGUCACAAAGGAAAGGCUUCAAGCGAUUUGCAACAUCCAAGUCAAAGGAUCUCCUUGCUCAACUAAUACAAGCUGAAGAGCGGAAGAAAUCAGUCUUACAAGAUUUGAGUCGACGUGUUUUUGAACAGUUUAGUUCCAAGUAUGAACUCUGGAGUGAAGUCAUUAAGUGUUUAUCAGUACUUGAUGUAUUGCUGUCCCUAGCUGUGUAUGCUGAGAAUGCAGGAGGAAAUCUGUGCAUUCCAAAGUUUGAAUUGGUUGAGAAUGGACACAAACCUUUUGUAAAAAUUAAAGAUGGGCGACACCCUAGUAUUAUUUGUGCCAAAGGCUAUGUUUCCAAUGACACUAUGAUAGGAUGUGAAGAUUCCAAUGAAAUAUCUUCAAGUUUGAUAAUGGUGACUGGGCCAAACAUGGGAGGAAAAUCUACCUUGAUGAGACAGUUGGGUCUUUUAACUAUCAUGGCACAUAUAGGAUGUCACAUACCUGCUGAUGAGUGUGUUUUAACUCCUGUUGAUCGUAUAUUUACUCGCAUCGGUGCUAGUGAUGAUAUCAUGGCAGGAGAAAGUACAUUUUUUGUUGAAUUGAGUGAGACUUCAGCAAUUCUUCGUAAAGCAUCCAAACAUUCUUUGGUUUUAGUGGAUGAACUGGGACGAGGAACAUCUACCCAUGACGGAACAGCCAUAGCAUCUGCAACUGUCAAGGAACUUGUACGGUUGGGUUGUCGGACGUUAUUUUCAACUCACUAUCACAGUUUGGUGGAUGAUUUCAAGAACUCUCCUGAUAUUACAAUGAGACAUAUGGCUUGUAUGGUAGAAGAAGACAGUGAAGACCCUACUCAAGAGACUGUGACUUUCUUAUACAAAUUUGAGGCUGGUGCCUGCCCAAAGUCUUACGGUUUCAAUGCUGCUCGUCUGGGUGGUAUUCCUUCUUUCAUUACAUCAAGAGCCUAUGUUAAGGCCAAGGAAAUAGAGCAAGAAAGCCAUGCUCGAAAAUUAUUCUCUUCAGUAUGCUCAAGUGCUGAUCUUAGUUCUAUUAUUGCUCAAAUCAAGUCUUUGUAAUAAUUGUGUAAAGGGCACCUGAAAGACCUCUACCUCACUUGUGAGUGAUCCCUGACUUUUUUUCCAUCAUCAACAUACUUCUGAAAACAUCUGUGUUUGGUGCUAGAAUGAAAAUAGUGUGAAAUGAUUUUCAAUUCUUCCAGUUCUCAAAUACUUUCUUACAUGUGUACUUUCUUACAAAUGUACAUAGAAUAAAAAGGAAUUCUUCAGUUGAUAUAAAAGAAUGAUAGCAGUUUUGCAGCUUGCAGGAAAGAGACGUCUUUGAUGAUUUUUUUGUUGAAUUCAAUUUUAUUAUUUUUUCUACUACUUUCAGAAUUGUAAACCUAUUUUCAGCCACAAGUUAAGAGAGUUUCUCAACACUUGUAAAAUACUUGAGUUAAUUUUGUAAAUAAAAAAAAAAAAUUAAAAAAAAUUAAUAAAGUAUUGUUUUUUUAAAAUAA